Molecule: messenger RNA, 969 nt
Organism: Fusarium keratoplasticum
Lineage: Eukaryota; Fungi; Ascomycota; Sordariomycetes; Hypocreales; Nectriaceae
Exons: 4
Coding region: 1-969 (322 amino acids)
Biological process (GO): mitochondrial electron transport, ubiquinol to cytochrome c
Molecular function (GO): electron transfer activity; heme binding
Source: RefSeq, a predicted model, not a curated record
AUGCUUGCCAGGUCGUGCUUGCGCUCGACGCGCACCUUCAAUGGCCUCCGGAACGGCCCUUCCGCUGUCUCCAAGCGUGCCGCCUCCUCGAGCUCCAGCGCCGCCGGCGAUGCCUCUGCCACUCGAUUGAACGUGGCCGCCGCCGCCUCGACCACCCUCGCCCUGGGCUCCAUUGCCUGGUACUAUCAUCUCUAUGGACCUGUGGCCCAUGCCAUGACUCCCGCUGAGGAGGGUCUGCACCCCACCAAGUACCCUUGGGUCCACAACCAGUGGUUCAAGACCUUCGACCACCAGGCUCUCCGCCGUGGUUUCCAGGUCUACCAGGAGGUCUGCCAGUCCUGCCACUCCCUUAGCCGAAUCCCCUACCGAUCUCUGGUCGGUGCCGUCUUGACCGUUGACGAGGCCAAGGCCCUCGCCGAGGAGAACGAGUACCCCGGUGAGCCCGAUGAGCAGGGCGAGAUCCAGAUGCGACCUGGAAAGCUGGCCGACUACAUGCUCCCUCCUUACAAGAACGAGGAGGCUGCCCGAUUCGCCAACAACGGUGCCCUUCCCCCGGAUCUGAGCCUGAUCAUCAAGGCCCGCCACGGCGGCUGCGACUACAUCUUCAGCUUGCUCACUGGUUACCCCGAGGAGCCCCCCGCUGGCGUCCAGGUCGCUCCCGGCAUGAACUUCAACCCCUACUUCCCCGGUACCGGUAUUGCUAUGGCCCGUGUCCUGUACGACGACCUCGUCGAGUACGAGGACGGCACGCCCGCCACCACCUCUCAGAUGGCCAAGGAUGUUGUCGAGUUCCUCAACUGGGCUGCCGAGCCCGAGAUGGACGACCGAAAGCGAAUGGGCAUGAAGGUGCUCGUUGUGUCGGCCUCGCUGUGGGCCGUCAGUGUUUGGGUUAAGCGAUACAAGUGGGCUUGGCUCAAGUCCCGAAAGAUCGCCUACGACCCCCCCAAGGAGGUCAAGGUCCGCCGCUAA